Messenger RNA from Parus major (Great Tit), 4605 nucleotides. Its product is annotated as phosphofurin acidic cluster sorting protein 1-like. Gene Ontology annotation, biological process: protein localization to plasma membrane. NCBI's taxonomy places the organism in Eukaryota, Metazoa, Chordata, Aves, Passeriformes, Paridae. The record is from RefSeq and is a predicted model, not a curated record. Bases 1543 to 4035 code for a protein of 830 amino acids. The transcript is spliced from 25 exons. Gene Ontology annotation, molecular function: transmembrane transporter binding.
UAUUUGUUUUAACAGACUGGAGACGUCAUAGAGCAUUUCCUUCUGUGUGUUGUUCAGCGUUGGCACUAAGAGAUUUGGAUGUGCUGGCUCAGCUCCAUAAAGCUGCAGAUACCUGCCUUGGUAUCGCAACUGAUUAUGGCACGAAGGGAAACACAGUGUUCCCUUUGGCAGAGAGACUGUAGUUCACAAACACCCUGUCUUGAGCCAUGAAUAGAGGAAACAAUCAAAGAAAGAAGAAAACAAGCCCCAGCACUCCCAGAACUUUCAGCUCCUGUGGCAGGUGCUGUGGAUGCAGAUCUUCCUGCAUCUGACUGCAGGAUACUUCUGGUGACUCAGGUUCAAGCCUUGGUACUGCUGUAGAGGGAUGAUAUUGGCAGUCACUGUGUAGCAAACAAGAGUGUGUGCUAUGAAAUAGGCCAGGCUAAAAAGGUUGUUUGCCUCUGCCAGGCCCGCUUGCUGCCCCAACCCUGCUCCCUGAAGGAACUUGUUUUGUUUGGUUUUGUUUUGUCUUUCUUAUUAUGCAGAGUUUUCUGUUUAUGCCUCACUCAUGCUUGUUUCUUAUCUCUUUGUAACCACUUGCAGUAUUUUUUCAUUCCUGCCUGAGCAAUCCUAGCUAAACCCUAAAUUUUUUAAUUAUAUUAAUGGGCUGUUCUCUCCCAAAACGCUCCUUCAACUUGAAUUCUGGUUAGUAUUUUGCUAUCUGACUAGUCCAGUACUUAUAUUAGUUCUCUCUCUUUUUCUGGGUGUGGUAUGCUGUUAUAGUCUCUACCCUCUUAUAAACCAGACCAAUCAGGACAGAUUUAAACUUGAAAUUUGGGAUUGUACCUUGCAAACCAGAUCUGGGCAUUAUGUACCUGUGUAUUGUAGUGAAAGCUUCUGUGUAUUUUCAGUUCUUAGGUAGCAAAAACCUGUGACCACCACUUGUCCCUAUUGCUUUUGCCUUCCUUGACACUCUUUGUCAUCCACCAUUUUCACUGUAACAGUGUGAUAUUAAGUUUUUCUGCAGUAUUCGUAGGAAUACUCAACUGUUCUGCAGAGAAAUUGGUCUUGACUGGCAUUACUCAAGUUACAGAACGGCUGAGCUACAUCAGGUGCUCAGUGCCAUGUCUAGUUGAGGUUUGAAUUUCUCAGAGGAUGGAGAAUUCUCAGUAUUUCUAUGUCCUUGUCCUUGCACUGUAAUAAUGAAGUAGCCUUUGUCCCAGUCCUUACAAUGGAUGUGCACUGGCAUUUCACUGAGGGAUUGGAUUCACCCAGGAUUGAGGCUGGGCAUGUAACUUCCAUAGUGGUAAAUGACAAUAAGGCACAGGACAGCAAUGUUUAUGAAACCAUCACUUCCUGCACACACCACUCAGGAUAUCCUCACCUUUUCUUUGCCAUAAGUCUGUCCCCAGAAAUAUCAUCUUCAGGAAGAGUAAUUGUACUUCUACUUGUGUUUUGAUGAAAGAAUGAAUCUUUGGUGGAUAAUCUCUCUGCAACAAAGAGCAAAUAGGUUCAAAGCGAGUCCUGAGGUCAAAUGAAUACGUCCUCCCGCCUGGGGGCCUGAUGGAGACUGAGCUGGAGCUGACCUUCUCACUGCAGUACCCACACUUCCUCAAGAGAGAUGGCAACAAACUACAGAUCAUGCUGCAGCGGAGGAAGAGAUACAAGAACCGCACCAUCCUGGGCUACAAGACCCUGGCAGUGGGAAUCAUUAACAUGGCUGAGGUAAUGCAGCACCCGACAGAUGGUGGUCAACUCCUGGGCCUCCACAGCAACAUGAAAGAUGUGAACAUUCGAGUGGCUGAAAUCAGCAUCUACUCUCUGUCCAGUCAGCCCAUCGACCAUGAGGAUGGGAACGUCCCCUCAGGUCCUAAAAUCAAAGCAUCAGAUCGCUCCCCAGACAUUGAUAACGACUCUGAAGAUGAUGAUGACAGCUUCUCCUCAGAGCAGGAAGCCAGUGAUGAUGCUGUGCAGGGUCAGGAUCUAUUUGAUGAAGAGGAUGAAUUGAGGAAAACCAAGAAGGCCAGGAGGAAAAUGAGCCGAACCACAUCAAUGGCCAGACAACCAAACUUCAAGCAGAAAUUUGUGGCUUUGCUGAAGAGGUUCAAAGUGACAGAAGAGGUCCUGGACUCUGACCCUGUAGACCAGACCCAGGAGGUGGAAGAAGACCUGGGCUUGCUCUAUGACAGCCUGGAAGAGUGCAACAACAGUGACAGCGGCCCAGAGAUGGAGGACAAUGAGAGUGUGCACAGCACACCCAAGCCCACCCUGAGGCGUUUCUUUGAGGGAGUCUCUCAUUCUGGUUCCCAGACUGAGAUCGGCAGUUUGCACAGCCAGAAAGGGCAGGAUCAAGAGUCGGGCAGCCCUGGCGAGGCAGACAAUCGGAAGCCAGGAGCACAGCGAACACAGGAAGAGCCAGGAACGGAGGUCCCUGCAGCGGAGCUGGCAGCAGAGGAGCCGUGUUCCCGGCUGGCCCCCACAGAAGCUGCCAUGAGGGAGAGCAGCAUGGACAGACUGGCCCAGCUGGGUGCUGGGACUAAAGCCGAGCUCCCCAGUGCCGUAUCCCCCAGCAAGGCAGAGAGCAAGCAGUUGUGGCGUCCCCGCAGCACCUCCGUGAAGGACCGGCAGAGCUCAAAGGGACAGGGUGGCCGUGCCAGCAGCCUGGACAGUGAGAGCUCUCCAGACUCAUGGCAUAGCACCCAGGUGCCUCGAAAGUCUGUUUACGAUCAGCUGAACCAGAUCCUGGUCUCAGAUGAGCAGCUCCCCGAGAGCAUUGUGCUGGUGAAUGUUGCUGAGUGGCAGGGGCAGUACGUCAGCGAGCAGCUCCAGGCGCACAAGCAGUUGGUUGUAUCCACCUGCUCCGUGGCAGACAUCCAGGCAGCCUUCAACACCACUGUCUCCCGCAUCCAGCGAUACUGUAACUGUAACUCCCAUAUGCCUCCCCCGGUGAAGGUGGUGGUGGCAGGGGACCAGAGCUACCUGAGUGUUGUCCUCCGUUUCUUUGUGGAGCAACUGGCCAGCAAGACACCCGACUGGCUCAACUACCUUCGCUUCCUGCUUGUACCACUGGGCUCUCACCCUCUGGCCAAGUACCUAGCCUCAGUGGAUAACAAAUACAGCACUCUGUUCCUGGACUCAGCAUGGCGGGAGCUGUUCAGCAGGGCUGAGCCACCCACCGCAGACACUGUGGACAUAGCAGGCCGUGUUGCCCAGUUCAUCGCUGGAGCCAGCCUCUCUCACCAGCUCCCCAUCUCUGAGGCCAUGCUGACCUACAAGCAGAAGAGGAAGAGAAGUCUCUAUUUUGAUUUUUAUAUCAGCCCCGAUGAGGACUCCUGCCAGAAGUUUGUCCCCUUUGUGGGGGUGGUAAAGGUGGGCCUGGUGGAGCAGUCUUUCAGUGCCUCCGUGGACUCGGAUGAUGCUACAGUCUGCACCCCCUCCCUGCUGAGCUCAGCACCAGCCUCCAGUGCAGCUGUUCCCUAUGGCAAGGAGACUGUGAGCACCCCACCACCCUCUCCGUCCGUCAGCAGCGGCCUCUCGGGUGCUGGGUCUCUGAGCCCUGGUGUGGAGGUGAUGGGCCUGCAGGUGGACUACUGGACAACACAAGGGCUGGACAGGAAAAAGGAGGGUGAGAAGCGGGAGACGGGUAUCAAGAACACACUCAAGAGCAACUUCCGCUCACUCCAGGUCAGCCGCAUCCCCAGCACGGGGGAGCUGGUGCCCCCCAGCACCAUGGCCAUGACCGUGGUCACCAAGGAGAAAAACAAGAAAGUGAUGUUCCUGAGCAAGAAACCAAAAGAAAAAGACUUGGAACCCAAAAGCCAAGUCAUUGAAGGGAUCACACGCCUCAUCUGCACAGCCAAGCACCAGAACACGAUGUUGCGAGUCUCCAUAGAUGGGGUGGAGUGGAACGAUGUGAAGUUUUUCCAGCUGGCAGCACAGUGGCCAACACACGUCAAGUAUCUCCCUGUGGGCAUCUUCGGCUACUCAAAGAACCAGUCCCUGCCUGCUCAGUGGGGGGGGAUACCACACCUGCAUCCUGUGGGCCAAGACCCGUGAAGGUGAGGCCAGUGAGACCGGGUCCAUGCACCCUCCAACACCAGCCAGGACACCAUGCCAUCUGCCUCCCGUGUCCCCCAACAGCAGCCUGGGACAAGGGUUGGCACCAGCCAGCAGAGCCCCAGGAAGGGCUCUGGGCCCCACUCUCUGCAGAUGCACCUGCCAGGCCAGCCCUGUAGCCAGCCAGGGUCCCAGCUGGGCUGGGCCCAGGCAGGUUCCCCAGUGCUGCAGCCAGCCAGAUUGCUCUGUGCAGGGGGCAGGUGCUGAGCAGGGCCCACCACCCCUCUACCACCCUUGCCAGCCCCACUGCCAGCCUUGCACUACUGUGCUGGCCCUGCCCUCCACAGCACAGCCUCAGCAGUUUUUUCAGUCCCCCUGCAGCCCUGCUGUUGAGGCUGUCCUCUUCAUCUCCCCAUCCCUUCCCAACCAGCCCUACCCCAUGGUGCUGCCAGCUGGAUGUGCGGGAUGAGGGCACCUGAGUUUUUUUUUUUACAAGAUUCUAUUUUUUUUAAAUUUAUUGUAUGGUUACUUUUUGGGAUUAAUUUUAAUAAAUUAAUGCUGUUACCAUUA